This is a messenger RNA of Chanos chanos (milkfish), 2238 nucleotides long. It is a transcript of the gene daglb, whose product is annotated as diacylglycerol lipase, beta. Gene Ontology annotation, molecular function: triacylglycerol lipase activity. Lineage: Eukaryota; Metazoa; Chordata; Actinopteri; Gonorynchiformes; Chanidae. The record is from RefSeq and is a predicted model, not a curated record. The transcript has 15 exons. Gene Ontology annotation, cellular component: plasma membrane; cytoplasm. Gene Ontology annotation, biological process: neurogenesis; arachidonate metabolic process; diacylglycerol catabolic process. The coding region runs from base 112 to 2142 and encodes 676 amino acids.
UUUAUGAAGGAUCCGCUCGAUCUCUGAUCUCCGCGGUGUUGAGCCGGGCGGUAGAAAUUGGACAGUGUUACUUUCAGAAGCCUCGUGGCACUAACCACGUAACCCGUCAGGAUGCCUGGAAUAGUGGUGUUCGGUCGGCGAUGGGUAAUUGCCAGCGAUGAUCUUGUGUUUCCCGGAGCUUUCGAAUUGUUCAUUAGGCUUGUAUGGUGGAUUGGAACACUGAUUUUGUACAUCGUCCAUAAGGGGCGGUUUGACUGUGGUGGCGGAGCAGUGCUACAUUAUUACCUGGUUGUGCUACUGGUUCUGCUUGGGGUCAUCAUCUUAACAUUAUGUGCAAUUGUUUAUGUAAGCGCUCAAGGCACUAUAAUGAACCCAGGGCCUCGGCGCUCAAUGCCAGCUCUGGUGUAUUUCCGUGCCCUGCUCUACAUCCCUGAGUUGGUGUGGGCUUGUCUCGGGGCCGUUUGGGUGUCGGACAACAGCAGUGGAUGUGAUCCUGCUGAAGUUGGUGCUGUCAUUGGAGCUGUGACUGUCAGCUGGAUCAUUCUCCUCUUCACGGUGGUGGGCGUUCUGGUCGUGUUUGACCCGCUGGGCAGCCUGCGUCGGUCUGCGCUGGUGGACGAACACGGCCUGAGACACAUGGAGAGCAGCGAGUCCUCCCAGCUGUUUUACACGGCGCGCUCGCUGGCCACGCGCGUGUGGGAGAGCCGUCUGCGUCUGCUCUGCUGCUGCCUGCCUCAGGACGACAACUACAGGGCGGCCUUCUCCAGCAUCGCCCAGCUCUUCAGCGGCUUCUUCUCGGACACAGACCUGGUGCCCAGUGACAUUGCGGCUGGGCUGGCUCUGUUGCAUCAGGAGCAGGAUAAGAUGGAACUGUGCAGAGACCCUGACGAGGUGGUACCACACAGUCCUUCCUCUCCUAUUAGAGAAGAUUUGGAAAUAGAGCUUGAGAAAGCUGCACAUUGUAUGCAGUUUGCUGCAGCUGCAUAUGGUUGGCCCCUGUAUGUUUACUCAAACCCUCUCACGGGAGUAUGCAAACUCAGCAGAGACUGCUGUCAAAACCGCAACGCGGAGUACGACCUUGUCGGGGGAGAUGGUCUGGGUUGCCACUUUACCUCUGUCUUACUCACCACUGGGCUUCAAUUCAGAGACUUCAUUCACAUUAGUGUUCACAACCAGAUUUACGAAAUUCCGUUCUUUGUGGCAUUGGAUCAUAAGAGGGAAGCUGUGUUGGUCGCUGUCAGAGGCACUUUGUCUCUCAAGGAUGUUCUGACAGAUCUCUCUGCAGACUGUGAGAAUCUGUCCAUCGAGGGUGUGUCAGGAGCCUGCUAUGCUCACAAGGGCAUAUCUCAAGCUGCAAGCUACAUCUACAAAAAACUAGUAAAUGAUGGCAUAUUGAGUCAGGCGUUUAACAUUGCACCUGAGUAUAAGUUGGUCAUCACAGGACACAGUCUUGGUGCUGGAACAGCUUCGCUGCUAGCUGUGUUACUGCGCAGCAUGUACCCAACACUGCAGUGCUAUGCCUUUUCACCACCAGGGGGCCUCAUGAGCAAAGCACUGGCUGAUUAUUCAAAACAGUUUGUGAUCUCUGUGGUGUUGGGAAAGGACUUGGUACCCAGGUUGAGUAUUCCAAACAUGGAAGACUUAAAGAGAAGAAUACUAAAAAUGGUGUCUAACUGCAGUAAACCCAAGUAUCAGAUCCUGCUGCACGGCUGCUGGUAUGAGGUGUUUGGGGGCACACCCGAUGACUGUCCGACAGAGAUGGACAACCGGAGGGAGGAGGAGCUAAGCCAGCCGUUGCUUGGCGAGGAGAGCCUGCUGGUCCAGCACUCCACCUCAUACCAGAGCUUAUCUUCGGAUGACACCCCCAGCCAUCGCCCUCAGUUACCCCUUUACCUGCCUGGUCGUGUCCUUCACAUCACAGAGGAUGGUCCCUCACGCAGGUCAGCGCCCUGUUUCUCUCAGGUGACGUACCGUGCGGAGUGGUCCAGCGAGAUGGCUUUUCGCAGCGUCCUGAUCAGCCCCCGGAUGCUCACAGAUCACAUGCCAGACGUGGUUCUCAAGGCCCUGCGCAGUCUCACGUGUGACCGGCCUUUUGCGCUCUGCCCCUCCUCUUUAAGCAACAGCCAUCUCAACGUCAUCUGAGGUCCCGUUGCUUUUGGGCAUCGCCCCUGGACUGCCUCUUUAACAGCGAUCGCACAAGGAGGACUCCUCCACUCACACUGUGUGGGACAGUUUCCU